AUGUUAACUAAGGGGAAAAGGUUGUCCCAAGAUCAAUCUAGGGGAAUCUAUCGAAAUCGUUUAUCUUCACAACUAAUUGACACUGUUUAUCAAGCUAAUAGUACACUUAUAUUUUUAUUUUACCAAUUACACUUCAAAAAAAAAGGACGACGGUUCGCGAGUAGUAAGGAUCACACGACUCAUAGAAUAUUUUUAUGGGUGUGCUUACUCGUCAGGGAUGUUGAAAGCGACCGUGCGUUUAAUAUAUCCACUCAUUUAUUUAUUACUUACGACUUCAAUAGCAAAAAAACAAGAUUUAGUACGUUACAAGCAAUCCUCAUGUCGACAUGAAGAAAAUUCAAAACUAAAUUUUAUUUCCAAUUACCCAAAUCCUAGUAUUACGAACUUCAUGUUUAUUAUUUUACCGAGUUGUUGUCAACCAUUAGGACUAUGUUGGACGCAGGCACCAACCUACUCAGGCAUAGUUGUUUUUACGUAUCUUUAUUAUCGUUGCGGGAGCAGGUAUUCAGUGCAUAUCUGAUUGUUUCUGAGUAUGUAAAGAUCAUUUCAUCUUCAUGGGGUUGUUCGGGUGUAACAACAGCGUCCAAGUUGCAGCACAAAGAGUCGAAACAGUUGCACGCGUCGUCAACAGUUUACCCCGUCUUCGUAACGCUCCUUCAUCUACGUUGACGAAGGUGGCACUUCUGGUUGGCGUGCUGCAGUUGUAUUCGCAGAUCGUCAACACUACUACUCUUCAUACGCAACGCGAUUCCAAGCAUUUUUUUGCGAUCUGCUUGAGAUUCGUUGGAUAUGGUUAGUUGUUAAUGAUGAGAAAAACGCGCACGCAACGAACAUCACGAUGUUAUAAGUCUGGCCUGGAGUUGUAAUACCACUUCUAACUUCAAAAACUCUACAACCCAAGAUGAGUAUCUGAGGAUCAUUUACUACACAUUGAGAUUGAGAUUGAUGUUGUUUAACCAUCAUGAAAUUAACUUCCACUCCGUUGUUGUUUAUUUCAAAGAUAUUGCAAGUUGGUUCUAUUUACCGACAAAUUCUAAAAAGAACACGAGGGGGUUGAAAGUUCUAAUUUAGAGGUGAUUCAUUAUUUCUUCCUGAUUGAUGUAGAUGUUGUACUACUCUAAGGCCUAAGCAAAUUACAAAAACUUUUACCCAUGUAUCCAAAUAUGAGCAAUAAUAAAAGCCUAUUUACUAGAAAGAGAGAGGAAAGCCGUUUAGGUUUAUUGGAAUCUCAAGCAGGAAAAACAGACAGUCGAUAAGAAGUCUUGUGGUGUAAAAGGACAGGACUUAUGUUUUACUAGUGCGACGACGGAGCAGGAACAGCUCGGGCCUCUCGGCGUUAUGUUGAAGCCUGAAACGUUUGUCGUGUUUCCGUAUAUGGCUACAAACAAAUGUCCAAGCGAACUUACAAUUACAAACACGCAGCGUCUCCGUCUCCUGCUGUGCUGCAGUCACGACGGCGUCGUCGAAUGUGAAGUUUAUUCAUCUUCAGAAUCAUUGAGCAUGGCCUUUCCGAAUGGAGUUUAAGCGAGCACUCUGGGGAUCAUUAUGUUGCUAGACUCAGAUGAUCAUCAUUCUUGCUUGCUACUGCGCUAGACGAGUUAGAUGCUACUUUGAUUCCUAUGUUGACUACUCUUGUACAUACGUUGGGGUUGUGGGAACGCAGUCGCAGCAACCUCGUGCUGUGAGCUUGCAAAUUCAGGGUGGAUGGUGAAUCCAUGAAUUUCCAUGGUCUAACUAAGUAUCUGAAUUUGUGCUACUGGAUGGUAUCUACAACUCUAAAAAAAUGAAUACUUGUUUUCAUUUUGAUGUCCGUUGCGACUAACUAAUUAGUAUGGGAGGUAGGGAGAUGAAGUAGUGAUGUUAAUAAAAGUAGUCUUUUUCACGCAUCAGCCAUUCAUCGCUAGUUCGUUGAAAUUCAACAACUUUAUGUACAUUUCAAAAUCUCUUUUCCAGUACAAGCAUAAUCAUCUUGUAAUUUUUUCCGUCAACAUGAUUCAUGUGUCAAAUAUAGAGGUAUCUAAAAAAAAUUGGGAGAUCCUUAACUACUGUCAAGCAUAAAUAAUACAGUAUGUGAGUCAUUGUAUUGUUGGUCCAUCGGAAUGCGAAUGCCUAUUAACAGACUCAUAACAGAAAAAUUAUGAUGAAGUUGAUGUAGCCUUUUCAUUUCCUAUUCAUCAUGAUCUUCAAUCAACGAGCAUACACAUUAUUGAUUUUUCUACUAUGUAAACCUAAACGUAGAAGUUGAUCAUUCACGCCUCUAACUUCCAAUCGAGUUUCGACUUCGUGACCCUCGAAGUUACUCAUGAAACCCUCACACAAAUUGAUGUGUGUCUAAGCUGCCUCUCCACUCAUGGUCUUUACAAUGUUGCCUUACAUUUACUAUGUAUUCGAUAUUACUACAACAACUUCCUACUUAGGACUUUAUCCUUUGAUCAUGUGAGUGGGUGUUACACAUAAAAUACAU
Amoebophrya sp. A25 is the source of this 2464-nucleotide messenger RNA. Lineage: Eukaryota; Dinophyceae; Syndiniales; Amoebophryaceae. The record is from the annotation of a GenBank genome assembly.